GAAGGAGCCCGCCCGGCCGCGCCGCAUGUCCGGGCUGCGGAGGGCGGCCCUGCUGGGACUCGGCCUGCUGCUCUCGAGGGCGGCGGCUCCUGCCGGACGCUGCCAGGCCCGCCUCUGGCCGCCUCUCCAGGCCGCCGCCAUGCAGAGCGCCGCGGGCGCGCAGGGGCUCAAGUACCUCGGCCAGAAGGAAGCUCAAGCCAUAGACCAAGAGCUGUUUGAUGAGUACAAAUUCAGUGUUGACCAGCUGAUGGAACUGGCUGGGCUGAGCUGUGCCACAGCCAUUGCCCAGGCAUACCCAAGCAGCUCCUUCACCGUCAGCCAGCCAGCUGUGUUGAUUGUGUGUGGCCCCGGGAACAACGGCGGAGACGGCCUGGUUUGCGCGCGGCACCUAAAAAUGUUUGGCUAUGAGCCAACGCUGUACUACCCCAAACGGCCCAGCAAGCCGCUCUUUGAAGGUUUAACUACACAAUGCAAGAAAAUGGACAUCGUGUUCCUCUCGGAGUUUCCAUCAGAAGCUGCACUCAUUGACGAAAUCUAUGGCCUGGUGGUGGAUGCCAUUUUUGGGUUCAGCUUCCAAGGGGCUGUGCGGGAGCCCUUUGCCACUAUCCUGGCUACGUUGGAGAAGGUCACCGUCCCCAUUGUGAGCAUUGAUAUUCCAUCUGGCUGGGACGUGGAGAAAGGCAACCCUGGCGGGCUGCAGCCAGACAUGCUGAUCUCACUCACUGCACCCAAGAAGGCAGCGAAGCAGUUCACAGGCCGCUACCAUUUCCUGGGGGGCAGGUUUGUGCCUGCAGCGCUGCAGAAGAAGUACUCGCUCAACCUUCCUCCCUACCCGGAGACGGACUGUGUCCUGCGUCUUUCCUAGAGGCUGGCCCAGCUGGGGGCUUCUGUUUCGGUGGGCUCUGGAGGAGGAGAGAUAGGGAAGAAAUAGGCUGGGUCGGGGAACUGCGGGUGAAGACGUGAGGGUUCAUCAUUUCAUGUCGUGAACUAGGCUUUUUGGUAGCAGCACUGGUUCCUCUGUGGCCACGUAAGCUGGCCAUGGAGAGGAUCUGGGAAGGAGAGAGCGUUCAAACCUCCUCUCUCUGCGAAGAGAGAACUCAACUAAGUGACCGCUCCAGAUCUGGCUCAUAAAGCUCUGAGCAAGUUGGUGGGAAAAGAGUGUUUUCCACCCAGUUGCAUCGGUGAUUCUAGGCCAAGGAAGGAGACGUUCAGGGGCAAGGUAGGUUUGCUCUCAAAGCCUGGGCAAAGAAGUUGCUUUGCUAGAAUCGAAAUGAUCCUGAGCCACAACGUCUCAAGAUAACUAAAGGUCCUUGUUGUCCUUCAA
This is a messenger RNA of Elgaria multicarinata webbii, 1324 nucleotides long. It is a transcript of the gene NAXE, whose product is annotated as NAD(P)HX epimerase. The record is from RefSeq and is a predicted model, not a curated record. Bases 26 to 865 code for a protein of 279 amino acids. Gene Ontology annotation, cellular component: mitochondrion. The transcript is spliced from 6 exons. Gene Ontology annotation, molecular function: NAD(P)HX epimerase activity. Lineage: Eukaryota; Metazoa; Chordata; Lepidosauria; Squamata; Anguidae.